AUGAAGUUCACCGGAAUCGCUUUCGCUGGUCUUAUCGGUUACGCUGCCGCCCUGCCGGCCAUGGGCGCCCAGCAAGACUCUGCUCCCAAUGGUGUUCAGGUCAGCGGAGCUCCCUCCUUCCAGGGUGCCGCUCCCUCCGGUUCUCCCCUUCCCCUUCCCUCGGGUGCUCCUCAGGGCCAGGGCCAGGACCAGGGCUUCGGAGGACAGGGCCAGGCUCCCACCGUGAGCUUGGGCGAUGCUCCUCAGCCUCCUCCCACUGGCUCCGCUGCCCCCGCUCCUUCCGGAGCUCCUCGCGGCCACAAGAGACGCCAGCUCGAGAUCCCCGCUUCCGCAUCUAACGUCCCUGCCCCGACCGGCUCCGCUGCUGCUGGAGGUGACUUCGGUGGUGUCGCUCCCUCCGGUAUUGCUGGCGGCAACGGCGCUGCUCCUUCCGGUUCUUUCGGUGGUGCUGCUCCCUCUGGCGUCGCUGGUGGCAACGGCCCCUCUCCCUCUGGCUCCUUCGGUGGCCAGAGCGGCCAGUCUGGUUCUUUCGGCAGCAGCGGUGCUGCUCCCUCCGGCGUUGCUGGCGGUAACGGUCCUUCUCCUUCCGGCUCCUUCGGUGGUGCCGCUCCCUCCGGUGUUGCUGGAGGCAACGGUCCUUCUCCUUCUGGCUCCUUCGGUGGCCAGCAGGGUCAGCAGGGUCAGCAGGGCCAGAGCGGCUUCGGCGGCCAGGACUCCCAGUCCCAGGGCCAGUCCCAGGACUCUCAGUCUCAGGGAUCCCAGUCUGAGCGCUCCCAGUCUCAGGGAUCCGACUCCCAGGGAUUCGACUCCGAGGGAUCUCAGGGCUCUUCCGAGCAGGGCUCCCCCUCUGAGCAGGGCUCCGGCUCCAGCUCUUUCGGUGGUAACGGCGGCGCUGCUCCCUCCGGUGUUGCUGGCGGUAACGGCCCCUCUCCUUCCGGCUCUUUCGGCGGUGCUGCUCCCUCUGGCGUCGCUGGUGGCAACGGUCCCUCCCCUUCCGGCUCUUUCGGUGGUAACGGUGCUGCUCCCUCUGGAAUUGCUGGCGGCAACGGUCCCUCUCCUUCCGGUGCUGCUCCUUCCGGCGUCGCUGGUGGUAACGGCCCCUCUCCUUCUGGCGCUGCUGGUGGUGCUCCCGCUGCCUCGGGUGCUCCCGCCGCCGCUCCCUCGGGUGCUUCCUACUAA
Aspergillus luchuensis is the source of this 1179-nucleotide messenger RNA. RefSeq lists its product as uncharacterized. NCBI's taxonomy places the organism in Eukaryota, Fungi, Ascomycota, Eurotiomycetes, Eurotiales, Aspergillaceae. The coding region runs from base 1 to 1179 and encodes 392 amino acids. The record is from RefSeq and is a predicted model, not a curated record. The transcript has a single exon.